GGCAAAUUCGUCAUGGUCCAACAAGCUUUUCAGAGAAAAAAAUCCAUGCGCACGUCAUGUAUUUUAACCAAUGAUAUAGUCACGAACCUUAACACAUAAAUGCUUUUCUAAGCACUUUCAUUUUGUACUUCCGCCCUAAGUUCCGUCAUAAUCGCUAAGUUAUUUCGCUUUCGAUUCAACGAUGGAACCAGAAGAAAAUACAGCGCCUGAACAUGAACUCCAGUUUGGAGGGCACGAUUUUGUGUUCGUUGAUGAGCCGUCUUCCGAACAAUUUUGCUCUGUAUGUCUUCUUGUUAUGAAAAAUGCUGUUCAGACAGUAUGCGGUCAUCGCUUCUGCAGACACUGCCUCGUUGGGACAUUCAGGUACCAAGAUUUUGUUAAUUUAACAUAGACAUGCUAAACUUCACUCACUAAUAGGCCGAUGGUCAUGAAGUAAUAAUCGUUGCGUUCUCUGAUGCAUACACUCGACUGAUUCGAUAGAAUUUCAAGCUGUCACAGUUUUUUGUCCGCGACGAAACACGCUAUCAACAAAUCUUUAAUCAGACUGUCCCGCUGUAUCAUAAAUCACUUCUGAGGUAUCCGAAAAAGGAACAUUGAAAUUCAUGGUUUGAGGUCUUUCAAGGCCCAUCGUCAUACAGCGAUUCAGUCGAAGCUUUUACAAAAAAAUACGGUUUGUGGGAUGAAGGUCUUCUUGCACGCCAUUGGCAAAUAAUCAGUCAAGCACGGCACCGCGAUGUAAUGAAUUAUUUGCGAAGAAUACAUCUGCGCAAAGGAAGUAGAAAAGAAAUAGGAGACGUCUCUGCACGCUGGCUAAGGAUGCAAAAAAGUAAAUAAGGUUUAUUUCUAUGUCUGUAUUUUAUUUCCUGUAAUAAAGUUUACUUUUUUGAGCCCGAGAUUCUUCCAUUUUCAGGGAAGGUCAACAUGCCUGUCCACAGGAUAGAAACCCUAUUCCCGAGGAGGGAGGGGUGAGUACAUUAUUUGCUGCAAGAUAUAUGAAACACACCAAGAGUCAUCCUCUCUUGAUACCACAGAACAGUCGAUAAAUAAAAUUGGUAUUAGUCAACUUGUCAACUGUUUUGCCUCAUCAGUCGAACAAAACUUCUGAUUAGAGUGAUUUUUACUUAACCUGUGAAAUAGAGUAGUAGAAUACAUUGUACUACGCACUAUUAUGCACUACUUCCAUUGUCUUCUCUCGUUUACCAGUAGCUAUUUUGCACUAGUUGUUAUUCUCUGUUUCACGGGUCAAGUAAAAUCACUCUGUUUGAGUAUGGGUGAAUGUUUUGAACCAGCAAGCGAGUUUGCCGUUGAAUAAAAUUUUAACUGAGGCGUCCAGACCUGUUUCCCGCUAGAGUGCACAUCUACUGUCGGUUCACGCCGUUCUUCUGUUUUUUUUUUCUCUCCUCGAGUCUCUGUAAGACGCGCAAACAACAACAGGAUCCGUCUCUGAGAUAGUUGACUGCCUUUGCCGAGAUUCAUAUUUGUCAGUUAACUUUGAAUUCUAUAAUAUUUUAUAAUUUGCAUGAUAUGCUGUACCAACUGAAUAACCAAUUGAGCAGUGAAACACAUGCAGUGCACUUUUCAGACUUUUGAAAACAAAGUCGAUUAAAGUGCAUGCUAUAUAGUCUGCUACACAGCCGUUUUUAGUGUCGUCACGCAACGCGUUGCGUGACGACACUAAAAACGGCUGUGUAGCAGACUACAUGCUAUACGAAAUGAAACACAUUGAAGAAGUUGUUCCUUUGUAUUCCCUCUUUUGCAGUUCUUUCCCGAUGUGGCCUGGGAGAGGAAUAUACUGUCGCUUCGGGUAAAAUGUAAAAUGAGUAAAAGAGGCUGUGAUUGGACAGGACAAUUACGUCAUUUUCAGGUAAUGUGAAAGGAGCAUUAUGCAGUCUUCCCCUGAUGCAUUGCGCUGUAAUAUGUUAUCCAGUUGGUUUGUGACGUCAUCACUUUUUAAGGUGGAUGCAUCUAGUAAACAACUCCAUCAAGCUCCUGUCUUCGGGAAAGAUUCAGACGUGAUUUAUUAGAAUUGCGAUUUGAAUACCAAGAUAGACCUUACAUUACCUUCGCUGCAAUUUUUACGGCUGAAUGUGGUCUUCGGCCGAUUCAUUUUCGUCAGCUCUUUGGUGGAGAGGCGUUAGUAUAUGCAGUGGUAUAUGUUACCGGCUAACAGGCGAAUUUUGGAUAAACUCAACGGCGUGAGAUUUCUAUUUAUUGUACAGGUUAUUGAGAAAGCUCAAAAGAAGCUCAAUUUUUUUUUGUGGGCAAGAAAGCUUUUCAUUAUGAAAUUGUUCUUCGAUUAAUUCAACCUAGCUUAUUUUCUUCACGGCGGAGCGCUUGGCCUGUUUUCUGCUGUUUUGAAAUGCAGCCAAGGCAGCAACGUUUUGGAGAAUUUUGAGGUACAGAUUUACUCUAUGAUCAAGGAAAUUACGUUUUUAAAAGGAAAUUUAUGUAUUUAUAAAUGUUUCAUAGACAAUUAAUUCAUUUUGGUAUCGGUGUUUAUAGAAAAAUUACAAAAAUUAAAUGUACCACGAUUGGAGAUGACGUGAUUAAUUGUGUUGAAUUUUGCCGUGUGGUCAGCCGAUUUUUACUUGCGUAAACGGAUCCAAGUCCUAGUUAGCGUUCGGCAAAUUGCUUUUAAGGAUUAACUAAUGGAAUUUUUUUUUCAAAAAAAUUUGUCAAGAAAUAAUUUCUCUGUCUAUUGUUUUGUGUUUGUUCAUUCAUGACGUAAAACAUUGGCUCAAAACACGAUCGUCGGACUAUGCUACUCACAUAUAUACACGCAUCACUUCUGCGAGAGAUUUCGGUGAAUUUUUGGGCACUGUGCGAUACGCCGCUACUGAAUUUUAUUUAAUGAUUAUUCUGGUUAUAUAAAGAGAUAAUUCUUUAAGCCUAAUUUUUAUGGAUAUUUUCACUCUAAGUUUGCCGCGCAGGUGGGUCAGCGCCGAAGUAUCUUGUUUUUUGUUAAAAUGACAACUCGCUUCGCGCGGUCGUCAGCCAAUUGAACUGUCAUGUUCAAUUUCGAUUUGUCGACGUCUGAGUUGAGGUACAACGAGGUACAUUGUCAUUCCUUGAAAUUAUAUCCCUUCUUCUCUUCAAAAAUUAUUGGUUUAAUUCACAGAACCUUGACUAUUGUAGUCGGAAACUAACACAUUUCUUGAAGUACCCGAGCGUGAGAGUGAAGAUAAUACCUUCAUCAUUAAAAUUCACCUCUCUUCGUCGUGAAAAUAAGGCAUUUAAUUUUUCAUUUAAUAGCUUGGAAAAUUCGCUCAGUAUAUCAAUUUAAUGCCAAUCAAAAGGAAUGAAACAAAAGACACUCACUUCAAGCCGUCAAACAAGCUUCUUUUGAAAGGUCGAAAAAUCAUCUCCGACGCUCAUGAUGCAUCCACUUGAUAAUGGUCACGCUGCACGCGAAAACCGCGAAAAAUUGCCGCAUGGAAUUAUGGGAAGACUGCAUAAUCCUCCUUUGGUGACGUGUUUCUGUAUUGCCUAGCAUGUAGAGUCUACAUUGUAGGCUCGAAACGGGGAGGUCGGACAUGACGAAGGGAGGCCAAAUUCGUAGGAAAAAAGUGAGGACAUAGACAGCGCGCAGCAUUUAUAUCAAUUUUGCAUUGAUGUAUAGUGAUUUAGAAUGGUUAGCUUUUACUUUAGUGUUUUGGAAACUCCACAGAAUGUGCUAUAAAUUUAAGAAAAUUCAGUACCUGGAUAAGAAGUGAGAAAAUAAAGCGGCUACGAUUAUGUUUUGUACGUACUGAUUUAGAAAUAGUUGGCUUCCAUUACUGUUUUGGAAACUCCAUAGAAAUACUAUGAAAUUAGGUACUGCUUGGUACUGUUUUCCCCGUUGGUGUACGUGCAUUCCAUUAAGAAAUAAUUGUAGUGAACCGUGUUUAAGGCUCCCUGCCGACUCUCUUUUACUUUGGUCUCUCUUCUAUUUCUUCAAAAACCGGUUUAAAAUUUUAGACAGUUAAUUAAGGUUUCCUCAGUGUGUAGGGUGGGUUCAUGAGGUUUUCAAACUAGGGUUGCCUAGAAGGAAGACUGAAGGCAGUUCCUCUGGAUGGUAGCGUGAGCAAGGCGGCAUUUCAGUGAAAUCAACCAAGAGAGCUCCUCGCGAUUAUAACUGUUUACUUACCAAGCACAUAGUUUUUUAGCAGUAUCUAAUCAUCUAGUCAAGAAAGUAAAGCAGCAAACAAGAAAAGGAAGCAAUAAAAUAGUUGGGUGUAGCUACAAAUUCGGGAAGUACUUGAGGUGAGAAGUGAUUUUUUGGAGGUAGCAAAGAGCGAUAUGAGUGGGGAAAAGAGUGGUUCGUGCCCCGACCAUAGCAACAAGCACACACGUACAUUUAAUAAAUUGAAUCUGUUUGUUAGCGUUUUACACAUUCAAAUUAUUUUAAUUAUUCCUUAGCACAUUUCUAUGGGCUGAUACAUUGUAAAUGUUUCACCACCAUGUUACAAAGCCACCUGUACCAGUGCGAACAGCCCACAUUGACUACAAUUGACUUCCUAAUUAGGUUAAUAUUGAAGAGAGCUGUGUCUGGCUAUUGCAAAAAUCAAAAUUCGUUACUUCAUCCUGAAUGUUUUAUUGAUUUAUUUGUUCAGUUGUUUGUUUGUUUUUAUAUAAUGUCAAGUUAAAAUUGUCAUCGCGCAUUAUGAAUUAUCUAUUACGUUUGCUGUUUUGUUCACUGUAAUAAACACUUUCAACGUUUCGAUUGUUUUGUAGAGUCAUUCCGACGAAUGUCAAUAUGAAGAUGUAACUUGCGAUGAUUGCGAUGAGGAGAUGCAAAGGAGGUUUUUGGAUACACACUUAACAUCAGAGUGUAGCGAAAGGGUUGUGCAGUGUGUUUACUGUAAAGAUGAAUUUGCUUUCUGGCGCUUGGAGGUAAGCCUACCAAGGUACAUUAAGGGCCUCGGUUAGAUCCGAGAUAUUACAUACGUAUCCAUUAUUUUUAAGUGUGACUGUUUAUACCCGGAGGGGUACUCCCUAUAAUGGCCUAUAAUGGGAGCUGAGGCUCCGCCCGGAGGGGUACCUGGUACCUUUUUCUAGCAUCAGGUAUAUGAAAGGGUAGGUAUUUCACAAGCUGAAGUAUAUGAAAGGGUAGGGAAAUCUGUCAUUUCGGUUGGUAACGGGCUCAAAAGGGAUAACAUGCAUUUUAUGGCUUUGAAAAGUCGAGAAAACGUUUCGGUUUUGUGAUUUCUUCAUGUUAUUUUUUAUUUAAGACAGUGUAUUUACAGCCGUAAAAAGAGAUGCAAAGUUCUUAACUAGGUAUGUAAAAGGGGUACAAUUUUUCAAUAGAAGGUAUACGACUAUAUAAAAGGGGUACCUUUUCUGUCAAAAAAAGGUAUAUGAAAGAGAGUAAGGGGUUGGACCUCAGGGCGGAGUCCUUCUAGGAGUAUAUAACAGGGUAAGUCUCGCGUGCAGUUCAAUGUACAGGAUCCUAUAGGGUUAAGACUUGUAACGCUCUUUGUAGGCAAGAUUAAUCUGUCUGGCUUAAGCUUGUUUCGUUUAUUAUCAGGAAUCAUGACUGUAUACUAUUACAAUAUGCUAAUGGCGACCCGUGGGCAAAAAAUAAGGCGAUUGCUGCGUCGCUCUUAGGGUUUGUGAGUCCAAGGAUGCUCUGCGCACAUGUACAUAAAAUUCAGACAAAGAAUUCUCACUAAGCUACUUCAUUAUUUCUUAAAAUUCAUAGCUUCAUCAAAGGGACGACUGCGCUCGUCUUCCCCUUGCAUGCCCUCAACAGUGUGGAGUCCAGGACAUACCGCGAGAAGAGGUAAUUUAAAGAAAUUCUGUGUACAUGAGCCGUGACUGGUCUGUGUGACUAAUCGACCGAUAAUUAUAACAAUUAUUGUAGAGGCUGAGUAGGAUGUAACGAAUUAUGCAGAUCGACGAGGAUGUUAUCCACCGAAAAACAAUUAAAUUUUAUAUUUUAGGCCUUACCUCCUCGAAGACUUUACACAAACAUUUGCCUAUUCUGUUUCUCGGCACCGUUUUAGGAUAAAAGCAGAUGUUUUUCGCUGCAGAAAUUUUCUUCGGACAGCCGUGAACACCAUUAAAUUUUUGUUUGGUUCACUCGCUAGGCUAGUCUGCAGAACUGAAGCGGAUAUUGCCUGGUAACCAGGCAGCUGGGGCUUGCAUAAUUUUGGGCAUAAUUGGAGCAAAAAAGCAUAAUUUUUUAAACGACCACUGCCGCGGCAUAAUUAGCAAAUUUUAGCACUUUUUGGGGCAUAAAUUCAUAAAAUUUAGUAAAUAUGGUAUAUUUUCUACAGAAAUAAAUUAAAUUUAGGCAGUAUGUUCUUGCAAUGCGUGUUUUAGCUACGCUAAUAGUAGUAUUGACUUUGUUCUGACAUGCUUAGUUACUAGGCCUCUUUUGGCGAAUUCUGCGUGCGCGGUUAACCUUUUGGAGGAGUGUGGUACUCUGGUUUCUCAUCCGGCUUCUCCAACAUGGCGUCGAUUAACCUUGACGUUGCAAUAAUGUUGCAGUACAAUAAGCGCUGAUGUUGACUUGUGUAUACUAUUCUUAUCCAUGUUUAUUCAAGCAAUUAUUGGUGCUGAAAGAACUCAGAACUGUCAAGACAAGUUGAUUUACUUCGUGGCUUAACACUUUGAACGUUAUAGUUCGCUAUAGUUUGAGUUAGUUUUAAAUCAAGAGAGUACUAUAUUCUUUUGGUUCAGUCAGUAUAUACAAGUGUGAUCGUUAAGUCCUUGAAGACAUUUUACAAACGGUUCAGACAUGCGAGCAGCUAAUUUGGACAGCUGGGGGCCGAGACAAAAUGCUAUAAAACACAAAUAAAUUUACAACAACAGUUUAUUUGAAAAACGUCAUAGUUUGGUGUCGUUAUUGUGCGCCUAUAUGUACAGAAUCUACGCCAUUUUGUGAGCAUAAUUUCGGAAACUGAGGAGCAUGAUUUGGGAAUUUUGGCAUAAUUUGGCAAAAUUUCGAGCACUGCUAGUAGUAUGCCACUUUUAGGAGCACAAUCCGCCAAGGCCUAUAUGCUGUCAUACUUAUCAGUAUUUACCUAAUAAAAACGUAAUACCGUGUGGCACGAAAUUUUUUACGGGUUCUAAUUUUUGGGAUUUGUGCGUUUUUUCAGCGAUCAGCAAAAAUAAAGUUCUCGCAAAUCAAUAUUACCGCAAAAAUUUCUCCCGCAAAAAUUUACUCCAGAGUAAAUAUUCCCUAACUUAAAUUCACUACACAAAAAUACAGUACAUGUAGUAAGAAAUCGUGUCUGUUUAAUUACAACUUGUCUCUUUCGUUCAGAAACAAAGCAGUAUACAAUGAAGUACUAACGCACACCAAAGAGCAUUGUUUGAAAAUAUGCAUUUCUAUUGCACGUACUCAAUAAAAACGAAAAUAUUGUCAAUGCUGAUGAGUACUGGUGCUUUCUGAAAAACGCGAAAAUUAAUUCCCAGCAAGAAAAACCAAUCUGUCCUAAUCGCAAAAAUUAGUUUCCGCAAAACACAAAAAAUCGCCAAUCCGCAAAAAUAAACUCCCGCAGAAAUUUCGUGCCACACGGUAGAAAACCGUCUAUUUCCUUGAUCUCGAAGGUCUCUGUAGGUGCACACGUGCUGAUCAUUUUAACACCUAUACAGGUGGAGUCCCAUGUGAAAGAUGACUGUUCAAUGACGGUGGUGAUCUGUCCUUAUGAGGAAGCUGGAUGCACCUUCCAUGUAAGUUGAUUUUCCAAGCAAGCUUUUUGUUGAGACAGAAACGACAGAAAUGAACUACAACAGAUAGAAAGAAUUGAAUACAACGACUACCGCGAGUAAUGAUGUUGUCAUGGUGACAGGAGAAACGGUUAUGGCAAGAAAAAAGAUCAAUGAGCAAUGAUAUCAUUGACAUCAACUAUUAUGCAACAGAAAUCGUUGAACUUUUAAUAUCAUAGGUGACGAAUUACUCCUUAAUUUUGGCGCUAAAUUUCAGCGUUAAUAUGUAAUUUCACAUGUGAAAUUACAAAAUUGCCAUGGCAACCCUUCCGUACGUCUCAGUGUCAAUAUGGCGACGAAGUUUUAAAAUGCCGUGAAUGAAGAUGUCAGGGCACAAAAAGACGCUUUAGAAAACCUGAACACACAAGAGAACAUCAAGAAGGAUUCUAACAGGUAUUUUGCCGAAAAAUUCUGAAAAAUUCUGAACUAAGCCAAAUUGAGGUCUAAACAUUUGAGAGAGUGGAGUUCUUGAUCGAUACGAUCCAGGAUAAACAUGUCAAAAAUCCAAGAUUGCUAACGUAAUUCGUCAUCCAUGAUAUUAAUAGGUAAUCAAAUGGUAUACUCGUGAAAUUGGGAAGGCUCGGGAAAUUAUUAGGAUUUGGACAAAACGCGCGUGAAAUUAUUCCCAAAUUUCACUCGUCACCAUUGGAUUACACAUACUAACACACUUGUCCACCACCACUCCCCAUUCAACUACGUCAAGUAAAGUAUAAACUAGCCAUUACGUUCCGACGGAAACAAAAUUCAAUUUCUGUAAAUUAGUGAAUGUAAAGUCGCGUUUGCAUUGAUUUUGUCUCGGCUUUAUUGCAGGACAAACGAGCUUAUUUGAAAGCUCACAUAGAAAAAUCCAGCGAAGACCACUUAGGCAAGACAUGGUCGGCAUUCCUGAAGACAAAACAUGAACUGAGCGAGGUGAAGGGCAAUGUGGAUGAAAUACAGGUUAGUGUUAAAACACUCCAGUCGGAGAAAGAAGCGAUGCAAAUGAGCCUUCAAAGAUGCAACGAGGAGUUUGGCGAGUUGAAACUAUCGGAGAGAAAGCUUGAGGUGGAAAACAUGUCUCUCAAGAAAGAAAUGACUGAAAUGGGACGGAAGCUGGAAAAAGUCAAAGAGAGUGCUGCUAUUGAGAACAGGUCACUGAAGGAGGUUGUACAGGACAUGCAGAGGAAGCUUGAGGCUUUAGAGAGGGAAGGAAAAAAUAUGCCACCACCGGUAAUUCCAUGUUUUCUUUAUAAUUAUAUAUAUACAAGAUGA
Molecule: messenger RNA, 8946 nt
Organism: Porites lobata
Lineage: Eukaryota; Metazoa; Cnidaria; Anthozoa; Scleractinia; Poritidae
Source: the annotation of a GenBank genome assembly